Molecule: messenger RNA, 627 nt
Organism: Colletotrichum navitas
Lineage: Eukaryota; Fungi; Ascomycota; Sordariomycetes; Glomerellales; Glomerellaceae
Exons: 1
Coding region: 131-562 (143 amino acids)
Source: RefSeq, a predicted model, not a curated record
CAAGUAGUCAAUGUGUAAUUCCUUGGCAAAGUCGGCCAUAAAAGACCGCGUUUAGCAAUAAUUAUUUGCCUCGACUAUUUUUCUAUCCAUUGCUUCUUGGCAACAUCCUCCCAGGCACCACCACGUAGCGAUGGCCCGUAGUUUCUACCUCACCAGUUUGAGGAUACUGUGGCCAUGCGGGAGAUUGACUCCCGCAUGCCUCAUCAUCAUUGACGCUUCCUACGCCCACCCAUCUUUCCAUUUUGUGCCCUCCAUCGGGGCCCAGGCAAGUGCGCUUCCGUCGACACCGUAUCCAUUAAAGACAAACAAACCAAUUCGUGAGAGGGAAUUCCAAUCCUCCGGGGGGUAUUGUGCGUUUUUUUGUGUAAACACCGUGAAAUCCAUCCAUGAAAAAGAAAACCGAGUGAUGCUGCUCCGCAGAGCCCUGGGGGGUUCUGCCCCGUCAUCCUCUCUAUGUCGUCGAAUCGAAAAAGCAAACCGCCCACCGCGUGGGAAUAUACAUAGGAAAGUGAAGGGGCUGGUCUGUUUAGGCCAAUGCCAAGUGAAUGUUGAGUGUCUGUAAGUUUGUACAAAGGACAGGGAUUAUAUGUGCAGAACGGGGGCGAAAGUAUGAGAACGUCAAUGCGA